AUGGAGAAAGGAAAUGAUUCACUAGUCACUGAGUUCAUUUUCAUGGGGCUGACAGACCAGCCAGAGCUCCAAUUACCUCUCUUAUUCCUCUUCCUAGGGAUUUAUGUGGUCACUAUGGUGGGGAACCUGGGCAUGAUCACACUGAUUAUACUCAGUCCUCAUCUUCACACCCCCAUGUACUAUUUCCUAUGCUGUUUGUCCUUCAUUGAUCUCUCUUUAUCCACUGUCAUCAUCCCCAAAAUGUUGGUGAACUUUGUGUCAGAGAAAAACACUAUUUCAUACCCUGCAUGUAUGACCCAAUUCUGCUUUUUUGCCUUUUUUGCAAUUUCUGAAUGUCACCUGUUAGCUGUCAUGGCAUAUGACCGCUAUAUUGCCAUAUGCAAUCCUCUUCGUUAUAAUAUUAUGAUGUCUUAUCAAGUAUGUUCAUGGUUGGUGGUUGGGGUAUAUGCAUUGGCCCUGGUUAUAACCACAAUUGACUCUGGAUGCUUGCUUAGAGUGUUCUUCUGUAAAGAAAAUGGCAUCAAUCAUUACUUCUGUGACCUUCUUCCACUCUUGAAGCUCGCUUGUUCGAGUACCUAUGUCAAUCAAUUAGUGAAUCUGUCCACCAGUAUAUUUAAUGUUCUUUGCCCAAUCCUGAUUAUUAUUUGCUCUUAUGUUUUGAUCAUUGCCAGUAUUUUAAAAAUCCCAUCCACUGAAGGCAGAUCAAAAGCCUUUAGUACCUGCAGCUCCCACAUUGCAGCAGUUGGUGUCUUCUUUGGCUCUAUUACAUUCAUGUAUCUGAAACCAUCUUCAAUGAGUUCCAUGGAUCAGGAGAAAGUAUCCUCUUUGUUUUAUACUAUUGUUGUACCCAUGUUAAAUCCCUUCAUCUACAGUCUGAGAAAUAAGGAUGUCAAAAUUGCCUUGAAGAAAGUGAAAAAAAAGACCAUUUUAUUGUAA
Molecule: messenger RNA, 936 nt
Organism: Sarcophilus harrisii (Tasmanian devil)
Lineage: Eukaryota; Metazoa; Chordata; Mammalia; Dasyuromorphia; Dasyuridae
Product: olfactory receptor 8G1-like
Exons: 1
Coding region: 1-936 (311 amino acids)
Biological process (GO): G protein-coupled receptor signaling pathway; sensory perception of smell
Cellular component (GO): membrane
Molecular function (GO): G protein-coupled receptor activity; olfactory receptor activity; odorant binding
Source: RefSeq, a predicted model, not a curated record